Molecule: messenger RNA, 2075 nt
Organism: Spirodela intermedia
Lineage: Eukaryota; Viridiplantae; Streptophyta; Magnoliopsida; Alismatales; Araceae
Source: the annotation of a GenBank genome assembly
AUGGGUUCGUCGGCGGAGCCGGGCAGGAGGCAGACGUUUGGGUUCUUGUUGUCGAGAAAAGUCAUUGCUUGGUUUGCCCGAAACAUGAAUCCCUCUCAUCUUCCUUGGGUUUUUCUUUUCUUUGUUGAUCCUCGUCUCUUUCAUUCUCCAUCUCAGGAGCCGCGAGACUGGUUCGCCGCCGCGUGUUCGGAUCCGGGUCGAUGGGAGGAGCUUCGAGUUGCACAAGGUUGGGAGGAAGAACUCUGAGGAACAGCUCUCCCGGAGGCGCUCCCCACGCCCUGAUGAUCUCUUUCUUCUUCUUCUUCUUCUCUCCCGUUCUCGCAGAGUCCGCUGAUCCUGAAAUGCGGAUAUUUCAAGAAGCUGCUUCUGGGAGGAGGAUGUCUCGAGGUCUGUCUCCCCGAGGAUUUCCCGGGAGGAAGCGAGACCUUCGAGAGGAUUUCUCUGUUCGUCUAUGGAUAUCUGGCCCCUUUCGAUCCAUCCACUGUCGCCGCCGUGCGAUGCGCGGCGGAGUUCCUCGAGAUGACUGAGAACGUCGCCACCUGCAACCUCCUGGAGAGAUCGGACCUGUACCUAAACCAGGUGGUCUUGCAGAGCUGGAAGAGCACCCUCGUCGUCCUCCACAAUUGUCUUUCACUCCUGAAAUUCUCUGAGGAUCUCCUGAUAGUGACCCGCUGCGUGGAGUCGCUCGCUUUCAUGGCUUGCAUGGAAGUCCUCGACCCGGAGCAGAGGAGUGACUGGCCCGACGCCGCCCUGCGGGCUCUCGCAUGGGGGCCAUGGAGCAGCAGCAGCGCUGUGGAGGGCACCGCCGGGGAGACUCUGUGGGUCAAGGAUCUCGUCGCCCUCCCGUUCCAACUCUUCAAGAGGAUCGUCGGCUCCCUGAGAAGACAGGGAAUGGAGGAGAAGUACGUCAUCCCCAUCGUCAUCAUCUACGCCAACAGGUGGCUGGUGCCGGAGAAAACCCACGACGACGACCAGGCGAGCUCCAUACUGGAGGGUGUUGUCGACCUGCUCGUCCCUGUGGGAGCAAAGGCCAACACAGUAGUACCUGUGAGAUUCUUCUUCAGUUUGCUCUCGAGAGCUCUCAGGCACGGAUUGGGUGAGGACAGCCGCAGAAGGUUGGAAAGCCAAAUCGUCUCCCUGCUACCGUCGUCUCAGGUGGGGGACCUCCUCCUUCCGGAUGACAGAGAGGGACCGAUCUCAUCCAGUCGGGAGGUGGAAGCCAUGGAGACCAUCUUCUCCACUUAUGUGACGGGGAGACCUUCAGAACGAGACCCAGUCGUGGCCGACCUGUGGGACUGCUACGUAAACCAGAUCGCCGGCGACCGGGAGAUGUCUCCCCCCCGGUUCAUGGAGCUUGUCGACGUGAUCCCCCUUCAAGAUCGGGAGACCCACGACAAUCUCUAUAGAGCAUUGGACGCAUUCCUUCUGGUACGUCGUUGAAUUUUUUUCGAAAACAAAGGUCAAUAGAUAUGGCGGCCCCUAUGUUUCCUCAAUCUGCUCCCUUUCAUCUUCUCUAGAGCCACCCGAGCAUUUCCGGCGAAAUGAAGGCGUCGGUCUGCAAGUAUCUCGACUGCCGGAAGUUAACGGAAGAGGUCUGCGUUCGGGCAGUCCAAAACGAGCUGAUGCCGCUGCGGCUGAUCUUCCGAGCUCUCUUCGCUCAGCAGCAGAACACCCACCAGGUCCUCAGGGGCCAGUCGGAAUUCUCGGGGAACCUCGUCCUCUCCAGCGGGAGAUUACGGCCUCAAGACCAGAGGACGGCGGAAAAGCUGGAGAUCACCAGGGCGGAGUACCAGUCCACCAGCUUCAGGAUCCAGACCCUGGAGAGUGAGCUCUAUGCGCUGAGAAGAAACCUGCAGAUGAAGGGAGAGUCCAUGGCGGAAGAUAAGAUGGGGUGGAACUGCGUGGGUUCCUUCACUUGGGGGGCUUCGCAGAGGAAGCAGGCAGACCAGCUGCUGAAGAUGUUAAGGGGCCUCGCCGUGUGGCGAUGGGGGUGGGGGAGAUCAAAGAGGAGAGAUGCUGCUCCAGCGGACAGCUCCAUGUCCUCCAGGAAUGAUCGCUUGGAAAUUGAUUGGUGA